This is a messenger RNA of Caenorhabditis sp. 36 PRJEB53466, 787 nucleotides long. The record is from the annotation of a GenBank genome assembly. Lineage: Eukaryota; Metazoa; Nematoda; Chromadorea; Rhabditida; Rhabditidae.
AUGAUCGCAGUGCGCCCGAGUCGUGGGAGAAGAGAAUGGCGAAAGAAAUAUUAUGAAAAAUUGUUCAAAGGUGCUGAGAAUCAUAGGAAAGAUGAAAAUUUAGCGAAUUUUGGGUUUCAGAGUAUUGCAUCGUCGAUUUGUCCAUGUACAAGACGAGCAAAAUCGGAAUGCGUUGGCGCACAGAGACGGAAGUCAAGGACGGAAAAGGGCAAUUGGUGUGCGGAGCCAGAAAGUGUCAGGAAACUGCGCGUCUUGCCAGUUGGGAGGUAAAUUUCCCCUGAAAAUUUUGAAAAAAUUUGAUAUCUAGAUAAACUUUGCGUACAAAGAGGGAGGCCGCUCGAAGAAUACGCUCGUCAAGGCGAGAUUGUGUCCGGAAUGUUCGGAAAAACUGAACUACGGCUCACAAAAACGACAAGUGAAACAGAAGAAACGGGCGGUGCGACGAUGGGAAGAGGAGCGGAAGCGGCGGAGGGAAUCCGAUGAGGACGAAGAUUUGGACGAGGGGAAAACUGAGGAAAAGCCGGAAAAAGGUAGGUUUUUAUGGGAAAAUUCAAGAAAAAUCGAGAUUUUUGUCGUUUUAAAGAAAUUUGGCUGUGAAUUUAAUCAAACACGUAGUUAGACCCGAUUUUUCACUCAAAAUUUCCAAUUUUCAGGUCAACCAGGAUCGUCUAUCUCUUCAUCGACGCUCUCCGCCUCCACGGACAUUUGGGAAGGACCGGCGCCGGUGGAAACCGAAAAAACAGUGGACGAUGAGAUCGACGAGUUUCUGGAUGAUCUUUUCCUGUGA